AUGGAGGAAGUGAUUGCGAGCGAGUUGCUCGAACUGCCCGACGACGAAGUCGAGCGCAUCGUCAGGCGGUAUUUCGACGACGCGGAAUGGCAAAGUUUGAGCGAGUUGGCCAAGCUGAGACACAUACGGAUGUACGUCAACUAUGUCGGCAAUCCCGAGUUCGCCGCGUUGUUGCCGAAACCCGAUUUUUUAAAAAACGUGUCAAAGGCAGCGGUGCCUUUGAGCGAGAAGGUUAAACGAAAGGUAACCAAGGUCACGAAAAGUGCUAAAAGUGAGGGCGAGGUUAGUUUUAAGUCGCGAAAAUGCGACGACACGUUAAAGAAAAGCUACCCCAAGAGAUCUUCCGCGCCGAAGGUGAACUAUUUCGAAGACGAGAUAGCGGACGACGACCGUUACAUAUUCUGCGACGAGUGCCAAGUAGAGGUGGUGGAUUUUUGCGACAAGUGCGGCAUGCUCGUGACCAUCGAAGACGUGAAGGUGCCGAUGGGCGUGCCGGAUAGGGCUCGAAAAACGGUGCCCGAAGCUUUGGAAAUCAAGCCGUCUCCGGUACACGGAUUGGGAGUGUUCGCCACGAAGACGGUGCCCAAGGGGGUGCAGCUGGGUCCCUACGAAGGAAAACUGACCAAGGUCGAGAACACGAUGGGCUACAGCUGGAAGUUGAGGAACGGGAGGCUGGUCGACGCUGGUGACGAAAGCAUUUCCAACUGGACGCGUUACGUCAACUGUGCUGAUCACAUGUCUCGGCAGAAUUUGGUCGCCUUCCAAUACAAGGGCAACUUGUACUAUCGCACGGCCAGAACAAUCAAUGCUGGCGAGGAAUUGCUGGUGUUUUACGGUAAAAGUUUCGCGGAGAAGCUCGGGGUAGACGUCAAGUCGUAUUUUAAUCCGCAAUGUGAAGAGUUAAAGAAAGAUUUCUAUCCAUGUGAAUUUUGCGGAGUGGGACUGUGCUCGCAAAAAUACAGAGCGAUGCACCAAAAGUAUUGCAUGAAGGGCAGAAUCUGUUUAGAUUCGUUCGCUUGUCAGUUUUGCAAGUGUUGUUUUAUGACCGAAACGCAUAGGAAUCACCAUCAACGCAAGUGCGUCAAGGUCCCAACCAAGGAUAAUACAAAACGUUCGAGGGCAAUCAAGGGAGAUGCGUGCACAAAGUGCAAAUUAACAACUAAAUACACUCCAGAUAUCAAGGCGAAUAAAUUUCAGUGCCAUUUGUGUAACUUUGAGACCCGUUACAAAUUUAAUUUGACAGUCCACGCGAGAAGACAUGAUAAUACGUUUGGGUUUGUGUGCCCUUGUUGCAAGAAAAUAUUUAAACAAAAGCUACAUUUAGACAGUCACUACAUCAGUCGGCGAACCAAAGACAAAGUGACCAUCAUAACCGGUAAAAUUGUGAAAGGCGAAUGA
Molecule: messenger RNA, 1398 nt
Organism: Cylas formicarius (sweet potato weevil)
Lineage: Eukaryota; Metazoa; Arthropoda; Insecta; Coleoptera; Brentidae
Product: histone-lysine N-methyltransferase PRDM9-like
Exons: 6
Coding region: 1-1398 (465 amino acids)
Cellular component (GO): nucleus
Molecular function (GO): histone methyltransferase activity; protein binding
Source: RefSeq, a predicted model, not a curated record